AUGAGUGACGAUAAAUCUAUCGCUUUAGAUUUAAUAACUCUAAAGAAAUCUACGUACUUGAAUAAACUGAAAGAAGCGGUGCCGAAAGUGAAGGGCAGCAUACCAAAUUUUGGCCUCCCAAAAUGGAAACAUUUACCCCUGGAAUCUAAGAUUCCGAUGAUCCCGGGUCUGCAGGAGAAUAUGUACACGUUUACACGCAGUAAACUCGGUGAGUCGCUCCGAAUUCGAUUCAAUGGGUUCCAGCCCUUCGAUAUGAGCGAUCCGUACAAUAAUGAGAUACAAUUACCCUAUGAGGGUAUGCAUGAUGCCCAUCUCGCUCAUUAUUUUCGCACCUCGCCCCAUGUUCAAGAUGCAUUGAUCAAGAUGGGAUUGAUAACACCACAGUUGGACGUCAAAUGUAGUUUAAAGGAAUAUAACAAUUAUAGGAAUUAUUUAAGAGUUAUGCACGGAAAGUUAAUUAGGAAUGUGUUGGAAAAAAGGGAUAAGAUUUUGAGGGAAAAAAAGUUACUAAAUUAUGCUGAGAAUCAAACUUUGAAGAAAAUUGAAAGAUUAAAAAAAGAUGAAAUACGCGAAAACUUAUUAAAGGAACUAAAACUCAAAGAAACAAAUAAAUUAAAAGAGAUAUUGCGAAAGGAUAAAGAAAAUGAUCAAAGAGUAGAAACUAUUAAUGAAAUGAGAUAUCAAAUUAGUCAAAGGAAAAAAAUGGAAUCAAAGAAAAAAAGAGAUUAUAUUAUAAAUCAACGCGCUAUAAUGGCAAAAAAAGAAGAACAAAAAAUAUUGAAUACCCUUAAUAAAUGGCACGAACGUGAUUGUUUACUACGAAAAACUAAGGAACAAAAUUUAUUGAAAAUACAUAAUAAUAAAAAAGCUUUACAAGAAGAACAAAUAGAAAAAGAAUUAUUGGUAAAAGAAUAUGCUGAAAAGAUAAAAAAAUCAUUCUUAAACAAGUAUCAAAGAAAAUUGGAGGAAAAUAAAAAAAAAUCAUUAUUGUUAUUGAAGAAAGACGAUCCUUAUACUUUGUAA
Ceratosolen solmsi marchali is the source of this 1023-nucleotide messenger RNA. RefSeq names its product fibrous sheath-interacting protein 2-like. The transcript has 6 exons. Lineage: Eukaryota; Metazoa; Arthropoda; Insecta; Hymenoptera; Agaonidae. The record is from RefSeq and is a predicted model, not a curated record. The coding region runs from base 1 to 1023 and encodes 340 amino acids.